This is a messenger RNA of Quercus lobata, 5767 nucleotides long. Its product is annotated as mucin-2-like. NCBI's taxonomy places the organism in Eukaryota, Viridiplantae, Streptophyta, Magnoliopsida, Fagales, Fagaceae. The record is from RefSeq and is a predicted model, not a curated record. Bases 3387 to 4349 code for a protein of 320 amino acids. The transcript has 11 exons.
AAUUUAUAAUAUCAUACAAAUUUCUAAUUUAUUUUGGGACACGGAGUAGUAUGGUAAACAAUCUUCCUAUUUCUAAUUUAUUCAAUGUCCUAUCAGUAGAGCUAUUUUUAGUCUUAGUUCUAUUUGAUAGGUUCGUGCUAUUCUUCAAGGCGUUAAAGUUGACAUCGCUUCCAACUUUUUUUUUUAAGGGUUUAUUUUGUUUUAACUGAAAUUUUUUUGUUGAAAUUAUUGUAGAUAAAUGUAAGAGUGAGCUGAAAUAGUGUGGAAAGUACAGGGUCUGUGAGCUUCAUAAGUAAUGCUAGACGGCAAUUAAAGUUGAUUUAAGAUAAAGUUUGUGGGUUUGACAAAAUUUAACAAAUCUCAGUUGUGAUCAGGGGCGUAGCUGGGCUAUGCAAGUAAAUAUGGUAGUUAGGGAGGUGAUCAGGCCGUACAAUUUAGGGCGAUUUUUUAGUCUGAAUUAGGGCUUUGAUUUUGGGGGAGAAGGACAAUGUUUAUGAAGUAGAUCAGCAGGCCGUUGGGACGAGUUAUGAUGGAUUGGGUGAGUGAGAUCUAUGAAUAGUAUCAAAAAGUGUAGUGAGACAUAUGAAUAGUAGCAAAAAUAAGUUAAAUAAUAAAAUAAGUUGGUUUUUAAUUUGGAGGUAAAUGCAUAAUUAGAAUAGAUAUCGCUUCGAACUUGGUUGGCCUUGCGAGGUUAAGUAGAAUUUGCUAAAUUAGGAUUUUCCUAAAGACAUAGUAGUUUCUGUUUUUCAAACUUAUGGUUUUAUAAGGAAAUAGGAGAGCUACUUGUAUUAUAAAAAUUUGUUAAUUAUCUUGUUAUGACGUUGUGGAAGAUUUUAAUAGACAUUUUACCAUGAAUGCUUGUAGGAUGAGCUAAAUUUUAACAUGUAUGUGAAUGUCUUUUUCGAGGCAUUUCAACUUUUCAAGUGUGUACAUAUUUGUAGAAUCUAAGGCUGUGUUUGUUUUGGUUUCAAAUUACUUUCGAAAAUGCUUUUCCGUAAAACUUGAGUGUUUGGUUGAACCAGUAUAUUCAGUCAACUGAAAUGCUUUUCCCCUUUGAUCGUAAAAUAACCAAAAACACCCGUAAAAUCAUUUCCGUUCAUAUUUUCACUUCAAACCAUUUCCACUCCUCACAUAACACGGUCUGAGCUUUCUCACAGCAGCGCACUCCUCACAGCAGCACAAGCUCUCACACGCACUUCUCACAGCUCCACCCACAGUCUGACGAGCGCAAAAUGCAGACCCACGGUGAGUUUCCUUUCCACUUCUCGGUCCCGAUCCGACCCACGGUGAGUGAGUUUCUCAGUCCGAUCCACACACUUCCGAUCUACACACCUCCAACCAAAACCUGACCUCCAAUCGACAUUCCCUCAAACCCAUCUAGCCAAAAUCCACGGUGAGUGAGUUUCUUAGUCCGAUCCACACACCUCCGACCAAAACUUGACCUCUGAUCCGCAUUAUCUUAAACCCAUAAACAACCCAACCUUCUACCCACCCUCUCGGAUCUGAUCUAUAUAUAUAUUUAUUUGUUUAUCUACUUCAUAUAAUUAUUUAUUUAUUUAUUUAUAUAAUUAUUUAUGGGCAAAAUGGCCCAUUAGCAUUAAUUUUUGAAAUAUUUAGGCCCGGAACACUGUUUGGGAAAUAUAUAGGAAAGUACCACUUUUUGUGGUACUCGAGCUUGGUGAGUUCGAGUACCCCAUUUUUCUGUUCCAGCGUGGCAUCUGACGUGGGCAUCUGAAUUUAAAAAAUAAACUUGGUACUCGAGCUCAUGAAGCUCGAGUACUGCUCAGCCUUGUCUCCCUAUUACCCCACACUUAAACCGUCUGUUACCCACAAUACCCAACCCAGAAUAGAGCAAAACAUACCCAUAAACACGAAACCUCUCAAUCUCGCUAUCUCCCUCUCUCAAUCUAAAGCUAUCUCCCUCUCUCAAUCUAAAGCUAUUUCCUCACAAAUACUCUCAUUCUUCCUCUCAAUCUCGUAAAUACUCUCAUUCUCCCUCUCAAUCUCGCGAUCUGCCUCAUUCUCCGUCGCCGUCUCGCUCUCGGUCUCCCUCUCGCACUGUUGCUCACGCUCUCGGUCUCCCUCUCACAAGCAUGACCCGCUAUACAGACUUUGUUGACGAGGCAAGAUGAGCAUCGUUCAAGUUUGCUUUGGGAUGCGCAUUUGGAAGGCGAGGAAGUGCCAGGUGUAUUGACUUGUCGUCACCGAGAUAAAGGUCUGCUUGAAGGUAGGGUAGAUGGGUUAGAUCCACGAAUUGUCGCUUAUAUCACUGAUGCGGGGUUAGAUGGGCUACUUCGGGUCCCACAUAUGAACAUUGACCACGCAUUGAUCACAGCGUUGGUGGAGAGAUGGCGGCCGGAGACGCACUCAUUUCACUUGCCCCACGGUGAGAUGACCAUCACACUACAAGAUAUGGAGGUUAUAAUGGGGGUACCUGUAGAUGGCUUGCCAUUGGUGGAAUGUAUACCCUCGACGGGCAGUUGGCGUGACGUCUGCCGUAGAUUGCUAGGGCAUAUACCGCCAGAUAGAGAAUUUGGUCAUAAUAAGAACACUGGAGUGCUGGAAGGGGCGAGCAUAAAAGCCAAAUGGCUUGAGGAUCGGUUUAGCAACCCUCUCCCGGUUGACGCCCCUGAGGCGCUUGUGCAGAAAUAUGCUCGUUUUUACAUAGUGGAGUUGUUAGGUGUUACGCUAUUUAUGGACAAGUCUUGAGAACGGAUCUUAAUUAGGUAUUUGCAAUUUUUCGAUCCAAUUAGCAACGGAAAGAAGUAUAGUCGGGGUAGUGUAGCACUAAGUUGGCUCUAUAGACACCUCUGUAAGGCAUCAGAGAAGACAGCCAAGCAGAUCGGCGGUGCACUGCUAUUGGUGCAGUUGUGGGCGUGGGUGAGGUUUCCCCACAUAUGUCUUGUAAUGAGGCAUCCACACUAGGCACUGCCUCCAGGUCCACUUGCUGUCAGAUGGAAAGGGGCUAAGAUAACAACUGAACAUUCAAUACACGUCCUACGUGCCUAUCGUGUGUCGCUUACUUCGCUACGGCCAAAUCAAGUAUCAUGUCUAACAAGUGGGAACCGCUUUGACAUAUUGUCUGGGAGCCGUACAGAAAUUAUUUGCGUUCUCUACCCGCAUAUUGUAUGGCAGGCCAACACAUAUGGAGGUCUAUUGUGCCGCUCAUACAUUUUUGGGUGGUUGAAGGCCAUCAUCCCGAACGUGUUCUCCGACAGUUUGGGAUAAAGUAAGGCAUACCAGUCGAUAUUGAUACUUCAAUUGAACUGCACAAGAUCACCCUCCAGGGCAAGCAUCAUGAAGAUUGGGCCAAAGUACAUGCCCCGCAUAUUGCUAAAUGGGCUGCGCACGCCAGAAUUGCCGAUGCACCGGCCUUUCAUGGGGAGAUGAGCUACAAUGACAAGUAUAUGGUGUGGUUUCGUCCCCGCACUGUUCGCCAUAUUACAAAAGAGACUUCGUACUGGGACACUUUGGUUGAAUCGCAGUUAAACAUUAUAGCGAAGUGCGAACCAGGUUCUGAGAUCUACACCGACUAUAUUAAUGCCUUGCAAGCUGUUGAAGAGAUUGGUCGGUUAACCUUGGACCAUGCACGUGAUGUGGGCAACACAAGUGAACCGGCUGUACGGCGUGGUCGGCAAGCAGGCGGACGUCAAGGGCAUGGAGGCCGUCAAUCUAGUCAGCGUCAUUCAUCUAGUCGGCCUCCCACAUCUGGUCAGUGUCACACACCCGUGCCCACAUCUAGUCGACGUCCCACAUCUGCUCAGCGUCCUACAUCUAGUCGGCGUCACACACCUGUGCUCACAUCUAAUCGGCGUCAUACACCCGUGCCCACAUCUAGUUGGCGCCACAGACCCAUGCAUGACCACACCAUGGAGGAAGCAAGUCAGACAACAGAUGAGAUGUGUUUGGACACUGCUUAUGACAUAGGCUCCAUGACACACGAUGAUGCGGGUCCAUCCCAUACGUUUGCCCAUGGAGACAUAUCUGGGUCCCCAUCCAUGAGGAGCGAUGGUACUUGCCCACCCACAUCCCCUAGUACAUCUCCGUUGCCCACCACCCGUACAUCUUCCCCACUGACUGGCGGCCCUACCCUUGCAGUUGUAGAUGGUAGAGAUGAGAUGAGGUUCAUGCCCACUCCUGGGCGACCCACCCCUGUUGCUGUCCCCCCUGAGUUUGUGCAUACCGAAUUCAUCCAGACACAGAUACCCACCCCCCCAGCAGAGCCUUCGCACAUCGAGGAUCGGCCACGGAGGCCGCAACGCACACGGACACAUCCUCCUGACUGUGGGACUGGACAUGGCAAGGUGAGACUAGUCAAGGAACCGGUCAGGAGAAGAAAACGAGAAUGAUUCAAGAAUGGGCAAGAAUUUGUAUUACUUUGGGUUUGUAAUGGUAUGGGAUCUUUUUGUCAUGUAUAGGAUCUUCUUGUCCUUUGGUCAUAUAUUUUUUGUAGCACAUAUCUUUUGAUAAUGAACUUGAAGAUUUGGGCUUACAAGCUAAUAUAGUUUUUUGUUCGUAACUUACAAAAUUCUGGCAAUGAACUUCAGAAAUUUCCAUUUCAGACCUAUAGAAUAACUUAUGUCCAUUAUUUUUCAGUUGCACAACUGUUUUUUUGCUAAUAAAUUUAGGAAAAUGUGGUAUUUGGCCAUUUUGGCUGGUAGUCAGGUCUAUAAUAAAAAUUGACAUACACUUUAGCUCAAGAAAAACACCCCUUCAUAUAAAAUUGUUUUUGGAUUGGUUCAUUUGCUUUAUUAAUUUUUUAAAUUUUGACAUCGAUUUUAGCCUAAAUUUUGAAGGGGCAGGACUUGUUAUUAGUAAUUGGGAAUUGAGUUUAAAAAGUUUGGUGGUGGAUAAGCUUCCUUAGAAAGGUGAAUUCCCAUAAAUUAUUUGCUCUAUAGGUUCACAAUUGUUCUAUGGUGUGGGAAUAGAAGUAUUUAAACAAUUAGGGGUGGAGAUGAUAGAUUAGAAAAUGGCUGGUGGUAUAAGAAAGAAGUUGCAUUUACACAGAUUCCGUCCCUUCAACCUGAACACUCAUUGAUUGGAGGACUUAUGCUUCUCAAGAGUAGUAUUGAUGCAACAAUAUUGAAAGUCAAAAGGUCCUAACAUAUGGCAACAAUUAUCUCAUAAGUACAAAGGUGUAUUCCACAUCAAUGGCAAUGCCACUGACGACAGUUCUGUCUCUAUUCCUCUUUGAUUUCAGGCCAACGUUGCAGGAUCUGGUUCUAGUUACUUGUACGGGUUUUUCGAUCAAGCAUGGAAAGAAUGAAUGACCAAAGAUGAAGCUGAGCAAUUAGUGGUUAAGGCAGUUUCCCUUGCCAUUGCACGUGAUGGUGCUAGUGGUGGUGUUGUUCGUACUGUCAUUAUAAAUUCCGAGGGAGUGACAAGAAAUUUGUACGCUGGUGACAAACUUCCCUUGUGGCAUGAGGAAUUGGAGCCACAUAACUCACUUUUGGACAUACUGAACACAACCAGUCCUGAGCCAAUGAACAUAUGAAGUGGAGGAAUCAUAAUGUUGAUAGGCUUCUAGCCUCACUCUAGUUAUUUUCUCUUUAGCCUGCUACAUCUGUUUUCCAAACAGGAACGAGAUUUUAAUCACUUUAUAUUUGAGAAUGGUUCAUGUACCAUAUCUUGCUGGAUAUAUUUCUUAUUGGUGUCAUCAUUAUCUCUUCUCUGGGCCAAUUAGAGGUCUGUGGAAACUGGAAAUAGAUAUAUUUGCACCUCAUCGAGGAUGACAUUUUUGAUUCAUAUAUUCCUGCUCAUUGGUCAA